Molecule: messenger RNA, 2100 nt
Organism: Musa acuminata AAA Group (dessert banana)
Lineage: Eukaryota; Viridiplantae; Streptophyta; Magnoliopsida; Zingiberales; Musaceae
Product: endoglucanase 24
Exons: 6
Coding region: 268-1842 (524 amino acids)
Biological process (GO): carbohydrate metabolic process
Molecular function (GO): hydrolase activity, hydrolyzing O-glycosyl compounds
Source: RefSeq, a predicted model, not a curated record
CGCUGUCACGCCCCUCCCACAGAGGCUCCGAUGGUUCCUCCCUGACCCGCCUCUGCUCGUCCAGAUCUAUAUACGCUGCACACCCUUCACCUACUCGUCGAUUCGAGAUCUCGGCGGACACCUGCUUCUUGGAUUUGUCCGCAUUGCCUGCGGAAUCCAAGGUCGAGAUUCCACCGGGAACCUGCUUCUGCCGGCUGAGACCUUCGCACCAUUGCAUGGUCGCCAGCGGUGGGCGUUGAUUUGAGGUAGACAAGUGGCGGCCUGAGAAUGGGGGAGUCGAAGUACACCAAGGGCUGCUCCGGAUGGCUAAUAGUGCUCGUGAUAGCGGCGUUGGUCGUCGCCGCGGCCGUGUUCGCGAUCAAGAAGAAGCACCACCACCGGGAGGUGCUCCCCGUCCCGGGGCCGCCGGGGGCCAUCAACCAGAAGUAUGCCGACGCGCUCGGCGUGGCUCUGCAGUUCUUCCAAGUGCAAAAAUCGGGCAAGUUGGUUGAUAACAAGAUCACUUGGCGAGGGGAUUCGGCUUUGCAUGAUGGAAAAGAUGCGGGAUUGGACCUUUCAAAAGGAAUGUAUGAUGCAGGUGAUCACAUGAAGUUUGGUUUUCCCAUGGCUUAUACAGCAACAGUUUUGUCAUGGUCGAUCCUUGAAUAUGGGGAUCAAAUUUCGGCUGUGGACCAGCUGGAUCUGGCUUUAGAUGCUCUCAAGUGGAUCACAGAGUUUUUUAUCAAUGCCCAUCCUUCUGACAACGUGUUGUAUGUCCAGGUGGGAGAUCCUGAUUUAGACCACAAAUGUUGGGAAAGGCCAGAAACAAUGACUGAAAGUAGGCCUCUCGUUCAGGUCAACAAAACUGUUCCCGGAACGGAUGUGGCUGCCGAAACAGCUGCAGCCAUGGCUGCAGCUUCUUUGGUUUUCAAAAGUAUCAACAGUACCUAUUCAGACUUGCUCCUUCAGCAUGCCAAGAAGUUAUUUACUUUUGCUGAUAAACAUAGAGGUAUCUACAGUGCCGGCAUCCCAGAAGUCCAGACGUACUACAACUCUACUGGUUAUGGUGAUGAACUCUUGUGGGCAGCUAGCUGGCUUUAUCAUGCCACUGGUGAUAAAACAUAUCUAAGCUAUGUUACAGGGGAAAAUGGAGAUGCUUAUGCUGACUGGGGUAGACCAACUUGGUUCAGCUGGGAUGACAAACGAGCUGGAACUCAGGUCCUUUUGUCCAGAGUAAACUUCUUUAGCUCAUCCGAAUCCUCAAAUGCAGAUAUGAAGAGUCUGCAAUCGUACAGGAAAACGGCGGAAGCUGUCAUGUGUGGCUUGUUACCAGAUUCCCCAACAGCCACUUCGAGUAGAACAGAUGGUGGAUUAGUAUGGAUAGAUGAGUGGGAUGCUCUUCAGCAUCCUGUAGCUGCUUCAUUCUUGGCUGUCGUUUAUAGUGACUAUAUGCUUACAUCCCGUACCUCAGAAAUAGAUUGCAGUGGGAAAACUUUUACUCCUUCUGAUCUCCGUGACUUUGCUACAUCCCAGGCCGAUUACAUAUUGGGCAACAAUCCGAUGAAGCUGAGCUACCUCGUAGGAUACGGAAGCAGCUACCCUCAACAGGUUCACCACAGAGGGGCUUCCAUUCCUGCCAAUGCUAAAACCGGCUGUAACGGCUUCCAGUGGCUCUCGUCUACUGAUCCAAACCCGAAUGUAGCCAUGGGAGCACUUGUGGGCGGGCCAUUCCAGAACGAUUCAUACAUCGACAGCCGUAACAACUCGAUGCAGGGGGAGCCGAGCACCUACAACAGUGCAGUGCUGGUGGGACUGCUCUCCGGCCUGGUGACCACCUCCUCUGUGGCCACAUCUUUCACCUGAGUUUGUCAUGGCUGACGUUCGUUGCUAUGCUAAAGUACUACGGUGAACACUCAGCUCUUGGAUUUGGUUAUGUGCUGCUGCAUCAGUGGAAGCAGGGAUUUGCUGCAUCUUUUGAAGCAACUUCGAGGUGUAAAUAUAGAGAAUCUGAAUUGUUGUUUUGUGCGAUAUGUAUGUCUACAGUUGACCAUUUGGAACCUCUAUGAAGAUUUGUACUGUCACUUGUCAAUUAGUCCAUCUACACUACUUUUAAGAUCAAAA